Messenger RNA from Candidozyma haemuli, 1740 nucleotides. RefSeq lists its product as uncharacterized. Lineage: Eukaryota; Fungi; Ascomycota; Pichiomycetes; Serinales; Metschnikowiaceae. The coding region runs from base 1 to 1740 and encodes 579 amino acids. The transcript has a single exon. The record is from RefSeq and is a predicted model, not a curated record.
AUGGCCACAUUUAGCGAAGACGGCUGUGUCAUGACCGACCAUGGCACCAGUUACACCGAGCUUCGUUGGCAAGAGGGCGAGUUCGCCCACUUCACUUUUCUUAUCGAGUUGGGAAACUACGAAACCAACUGCAGACUUAAUGCCCAGGGCAUUUAUAACCUUAAGCUUCAGAAUUACAGCGACGCCUACCAGCAGCAAUGCCUCGCCGAGGAGGCCAUGGCCAAGGAAAAGGCUGAAGCUGAGGAGGCUGCCUUAAAGAAGCUUUUCAGAGAGAAGCGGUUGCAAAGACAGAAGAAGGCAGCCGAGGAAGCCACCAAGGCUGCUGAAACCACUCCAGCCGCUGCCGACGAGUCCAUCAUUGCCAAAUCUCCAAAGGAAAGUGUCUCUCCGGCUCCACUUGAUGCCAGCACCGCUGACACCACUCCAGAGCAGGCUACUCCCAAAAUGAAGACCGUCCAGCACGGUACUCCUUUGGAUAUCAACGACCUCUUUGCCCAAAUGGCCAAGGAGAAUGCUUCAAGGUCUAACCUGGUCGCCAGCACUCCUCUGCCUGGUUCUCCUGCUAGAACACUGGCUGUAUCUAUUGACGACCUUUUUACAGCUGCUGCUCAGGAAGCCCUGCAACACCAACCUUCCACACCACCACCAGUCCAACAUUCUCCCGGCAAGAAGUUGGAUUUGACCCAGCUCUUUGCUGCUGUUGCCGCCGAGAAUGCUUCUUCUUCGGAUACCCUUCCUGUUCCAGAGAAGAUCCACCCUCAGCCCGUGGCCUCGAAGGACAUCAACCAUGAGGACUAUACCACUCCAACCAGCAGUCCUAGAUGGAAGCCGGUUGAUAUCAAGUCUCUCUUGACGCCUUCGCCAAAGGAAACUUUACUUCCAGCUUCUGCAGCUGCCUCAGACCUGGUCCUGUUGCCUUCUACACCAACUAAGUUCCAGUUUCGCCCAUGGCACUUGAGAACCACAAGCGUCGCCGGCGCCUUCUUGCCCAACGCUGCCUUCUUCCAUUCUUUGCAAACUUGUGACGAUGGCGAUGAAGAUUCUGAAGAGGAUGACGUGUUCUUUACUCCUUGUCUGACAGACACCUUCUCAGACCCCAAGUCUCUGUACUUGCCUAGUGACUUUCCCUUCUUCAGACACUUGCCCAAGCAGUCUAAUGCUCUCUUGCCUGGCGAUUUCCCCAUCUUCAAGCAUUGGAGUCAGAAGACCCACGAGGCUUUCUUGCCAGAGGACUUUCCUUUCUUUAGGCACUUGUCUAGUAAGAGCCAUGCUUCCUUCUUGCCUGGAGACUUUCCCAUCUUUAGGCCUUUGUCGGAUAAGCAGGCUCCUUGCUACUUGCCUGGGGAUUUCCUCUUUUUCCGUCACUUGACGCCAAAGUGCCAUGCUUCUUUCUUGCCUGGAGACUUUCCUUUCUUCAGACACCUGUUGCAGAAGCACCACUCUCUGUACUUGCCAGGCGACUUCCACUUCUUUAGAAAGUUGUUCAAGGCCCCUCAAGAGUCAUUCCUUCCACUGGACUUCUUCAAGUACAAGGAGCUUACCAAUGAAAAGCACCCUGCUGUGUUCUACCUCAAUGACUUCCACAAUAUCUGGCGCUUCCUGCCAGAGACAUCCAGUCAGAGCACCGUGCCUUCAUUUGGGUACUCAACCACAACCAUCCGCCCUUCCUUUGGCCUUGAGUUUAUUCUCCAGGCCCCAUCACCCGCAUACCUCAGAAAGAGGUCUUGUUGCAGCCAUUAA